Asparagus officinalis (garden asparagus) is the source of this 3342-nucleotide messenger RNA. Its product is annotated as phosphoenolpyruvate carboxylase 2. Gene Ontology annotation, biological process: leaf development; tricarboxylic acid cycle; carbon fixation. Gene Ontology annotation, cellular component: apoplast; cytosol; chloroplast. Gene Ontology annotation, molecular function: phosphoenolpyruvate carboxylase activity. The transcript has 11 exons. The record is from RefSeq and is a predicted model, not a curated record. Lineage: Eukaryota; Viridiplantae; Streptophyta; Magnoliopsida; Asparagales; Asparagaceae. The coding region runs from base 210 to 3110 and encodes 966 amino acids.
ACAUGCCUUGCAUCCCUCUUCCUCUUUCAUCUCGUUACUCUCUUCUCUCUCUCUCUCUCACGGACUUCUCACUCUUCAUCUCAAAGAAAUUUCUAGGCUUGUAAAAGGGCGGGUUUCUCGUGAGCCUCAUAUCUGUUUUUAGACCUUUUGGGUAUAAAUAGGUAAGGGAUAGAGAGAGAGUUUUCGAUAGAAAGAAGAGGAGUAAAGAAAUGAGUCGAGGGGAGAAGUUGGAGAAGUUAACGUCGAUCGAUGCGCAGUUGAGGCUUUUGGCGCCGGGGAAAGUAUCGGAGGAUGACAAAUUGGUGGAGUACGAUGCUCUGCUCUUGGAUCGGUUCCUCGACAUUCUACAGGAUUUGCACGGCGAAGAUAUUAGAGAGACGGUUCAAGAGUGUUAUGAGUUAUCAGCUGAGUACGAGGGAAAGCAUGACCUGAAGAAGCUGGAUGAACUGGGGAAUAUGCUGACAAGUUUGGAUCCAGGGGAUUCCAUUGUGGUUGCCAGUUCAUUCUCGCACAUGCUCAACUUGGCAAACUUAGCUGAGGAGGUCCAAAUUGCAUACAGGAGGAGGAUUAAAUUGAAGAAGGGAGAUUUCGUUGAUGAGGCUUCUGCCACUACCGAAUCAGACAUUGAGGAGACCCUCAAAAGGCUUGUUGUGCAGCUGAAAAAAUCUCCUGUAGAGGUUUUUGAUGCUCUGAAGAAUCAAACAGUCGAUCUAGUUCUUACUGCUCAUCCAACUCAGUCAGUUAGGAGGUCGCUGCUUCAGAAGCACGGAAGGAUAAGGAAUUGCUUAGCGCAGCUUUAUGCGAAAGAUAUUACGCCUGAUGAUAAGCAGGAGCUUGAUGAAGCACUCCAGAGAGAGAUUCAAGCUGCCUUCAGAACUGAUGAGAUCCGGAGAGCUCCUCCCACUCCACAAGAUGAAAUGAGGGCAGGAAUGAGUUACUUCCAUGAAACUAUAUGGAAGGGUGUUCCUAAGUUUUUACGGCGUGUUGACACGGCUCUGAAAAACAUCGGGAUCAAUGAGCGUGUUCCCUAUAAUGCUCCUCUUAUUCAAUUUUCUUCAUGGAUGGGGGGUGACCGUGAUGGAAAUCCUAGAGUAACUCCAGAGGUUACAAAGGAUGUAUGCAUGUUAGCGAGAAUGAUGGCUGCAAACUUAUACUUUUCCCAGAUUGAGGAUUUAAUGUUUGAGCUGUCUAUGUGGCGCUGCAGUGAUGAGCUUCGAGUUCAAGCGGAUAUUUUACAUCGUACUUCAAAGAAGGAUGCAAAACAUUAUAUAGAGUUUUGGAAACAAAUUCCUUCAAAUGAACCUUACCGCAUUAUACUUGGGUAUGUGAGAGAUAAGCUAUAUUAUACUCAUGAACGUUCAAGGCAUUUAUUGUCAAAUGGGUACUCUGAAAUUCCUGAGGAAGCAACUUUCACCAACAUCGAGCAGUUCCUUGAACCCCUUGAGCUCUGUUACCGAUCGCUUUGCACUUGUGGUGAUAGGCCCAUAGCUGAUGGAAGCCUUCUUGACUUUUUGCGGCAAGUAUCAACCUUUGGCUUGUCUCUUGUGAGACUCGAUAUCAGGCAAGAAUCUGAUAGGCACACUGAUGUCAUGGAUGCCAUCACUAGGCAUCUAGAAAUUGGAUCCUACCGUGAGUGGUCUGAGGAGAAGCGUCAAGAAUGGCUGUUAGCUGAACUUAGUGGAAAACGUCCUUUAUUUGGUCCUGAUCUUCCCAAAACUGAAGAAAUUGCUGAUGUUUUAGAAACAUUUCAUGUCAUUGCUGAUCUGCCUUCUGAUUGCUUUGGCGCGUAUAUCAUCUCAAUGGCAACUGCACCAUCUGAUGUUCUUGCUGUUGAACUCUUGCAGCGAGAAUGCCAUGUUAAGAAACCACUGAGAGUUGUGCCUCUAUUUGAGAAACUUGCAGAUCUUGAGGCAGCCCCUGCAGCCGUGGCUAGACUCUUCUCAAUAGACUGGUACAAAAACAGGAUUAAUGGAAAACAAGAAGUAAUGAUUGGAUACUCGGAUUCUGGUAAGGAUGCUGGGCGACUUUCUGCAGCUUGGGCAUUAUAUAAAGCUCAGGAAGAGCUAAUAAAGGUUGCCAAGCAAUAUGGUGUAAAGUUGACAAUGUUCCAUGGGCGAGGUGGUACUGUUGGGAGAGGAGGUGGUCCGACCCAUCUUGCUAUAUUAUCUCAGCCACCAGACACAAUCCAUGGAUCACUUCGAGUUACAGUUCAAGGUGAAGUCAUUGAACAGUCUUUUGGUGAAGAGCAUUUGUGUUUCAGAACGCUCCAAAGGUUCACAGCUGCUACUCUUGAGCAUGGGAUGCACCCACCGAUUUCUCCCAAGCCAGAAUGGCGUGCUCUGAUGGAUGAGAUGGCUGUUGUGGCCACAAAGGAAUAUCGAUCAAUUGUCUUUCAGGAACCACGCUUCGUUGAGUACUUCCGCCUGGCAACACCUGAAACGGAGUAUGGUCGGAUGAACAUUGGCAGUCGGCCUUCAAAGAGGAAACCCAGUGGAGGCAUAGAGUCUUUACGUGCAAUCCCAUGGAUUUUUGCAUGGACUCAGACAAGGUUUCACCUUCCUGUGUGGCUUGGCUUCGGUGCAGCAUUCAAGUAUGUCAUGGAAAAGGAUAGCAAGAACCUGCAUACCUUGCAAGCUAUGUACAAUGAGUGGCCAUUCUUCAGGGUAACCAUUGACCUGAUUGAGAUGGUUUUCGCAAAGGGAGAUCCAGGCAUUGCUUCUGUAUAUGAUAAACUUCUCGUUUCGAAAGAUUUAUGGCCGCUUGGUGAGCGAUUGAGAGCCAAUUACGGAGAGACAAAGAAUCUUCUUCUAAAGGUUGCGGGUCACAGAGAUCUUCUUGAAGGAGAUCCAUACUUGAAGCAGAGGCUUCGCCUUCGAGAUUCUUACAUAACAACUCUAAACGUUUGCCAAGCCUACACUCUGAAGAGAAUCAGAGAUCCUGAUUAUCAUGUAAAACUGAGGCCUCACUUGUCCAAGGAUGUCAUGGAAUCUAGCAAACCAGCUGCAGAAUUGGUGAAGCUGAACCCAACUAGCGAGUAUGCUCCAGGUUUAGAAGACACAUUGAUUCUUACUAUGAAGGGGAUAGCUGCGGGUAUGCAGAACACCGGUUAGAACUUCUGGGUUUCAUAAUUAUGGAGGGCUUUUUUCCCCCCACUUAUAUAUAUGUUUGUAUCUAGUUACAGUAAUUCAUUAUCUUGGAGUACAAACGUUUGGCUGCUUCAUGGCAUGCUUGUAUUUAUGUCUACUUGCGCAAAUUGAAUGAAAGGGCUCUUUUGGCCUAGUAGCCCCCUCAUCUUUUGAAUAAACAUUGCGCUUCCAAGGAGAGCUGUUUGCUUUGCUGAAA